Molecule: messenger RNA, 4720 nt
Organism: Petromyzon marinus (sea lamprey)
Lineage: Eukaryota; Metazoa; Chordata; Hyperoartia; Petromyzontiformes; Petromyzontidae
Product: homeobox protein GBX-2
Biological process (GO): regulation of nervous system development; regulation of transcription by RNA polymerase II
Cellular component (GO): nucleus
Molecular function (GO): RNA polymerase II transcription regulatory region sequence-specific DNA binding; DNA-binding transcription factor activity, RNA polymerase II-specific
Source: RefSeq, a predicted model, not a curated record
GCGGCAUGAGAGCGCGUGGGGAAAAGCAGCAGCGCGGACGAGGCGCGGCCGCAGAGCGGACGAGGACGCGGCACGAACGGCAGCACCACGGGCGUACGAGGCGCGCGAACGCAGCGGAGUCGGGCACGCGAAGGGAUCCGCUCCGCCCUGUGCAGCAGCAGCAGCAGCAACAGCAGCAGCGGCAACAGCAGCAGCAGCAGCAGCAGGAGGAGGAGGAGCAGGAGGAGACGCGCGCAACGAGGAUGAUGCAGCGACCCUUGGGCGCCGCUUUCAGCAUCGACGCCCUGAUCGGCAACUCGCCGCCGCCGCAGCCGCACAGCGCCCGACCCUUCCUGUACGCGGGUUACCCGGUCUUCCUGCCCUACCGGCCCGUGGUCAUCCCCACCCCAGCGCUGCCCCACACCGCAACGCUGCCCGCCGUGCCCACGCUCAACCCGCUGCCGCUGCCCAACAGCUUCUAUGCGUCGCUGCCGCAGGGCCUGCCCACUGUGAGCUCGCUGCCCACGCUGCCCGGCGGGGAGGAGUGCGCCAAGGGCUUCUCGGACGAGCUGCACGGCACGAAGCUGCCCCUGCAGCUGCAGGGUCACCGGUUCGGCCUCGAUGUGCGGCGUGACGUGGGGGACGGGGAGCGGAUACCGACGCCUGGUCGGGACCGCCACUCCGCGUUCCUGUGCCGGGACUCGAGGCUCGACUCCAUCGUGAACGUGAACUCUGACGAUGACUCGGUGGACCCGGGCUGCGGGGAUCGGCGGGGCAAAGACGACUCGUCCUGCGGCGACAGCGACCCAGAGUUCAGCGCAGCCGAGGACCACGCGACCCCGCUCGGCUACGCGCGACCCGACAGCCGCGCAACGUCGCCCUCCGACUGCGGGGGCGACCUCCUGCAGCAGCGGCGGGACGCGCUCAAGGCAGCCGCCGUCGCUGGGCUAUCGGGGGCCGUGGGGACGGGACCGCCGGGUUCCGGGGGGCUCGGAUCCGGGGGUCUCUCGACCGGAGCCGCCGGAGUCGCGGGCAAGAGCCGGCGGCGUCGCACGGCGUUCACGAGCGAGCAGCUGCUGGAGCUGGAGAAGGAGUUCCACUGCAAGAAGUACCUGUCGCUCACGGAGCGCUCGCACAUCGCGCACGCUCUGCGUCUCAGCGAGGUGCAGGUGAAGAUCUGGUUCCAGAACCGGCGCGCCAAGUGGAAGCGCGUCAAGGCGGGGAACGUGAGCGCGCGAGCCGGAGAGCCGGCGCGCAACCCCAAGCUCGUGGUGCCCAUUCCCGUGCACGUGACACGCUUCGCGGUGCGCGGGCAGCACCAGGCCGGGGAUCACGGGGUCCGGCCGUGACGGCCUGGCAGGGUCCGGCGAGAGGGGGAGAGAGGAGGCGGAAGGGGUGGUAGGGGUUGGCCGGAUUUCCCCGGGGACACGAUUUUCUACCAGAGUUGUUGUUGUUGUUACUAGCGUGAUGGUGAUGAUGAUCGACCCCCUCAACAUCACGAUUGCUACUGCCACCCAUUAUUAUCGCUGCCACUGUCAUUGUAUUCACGACCACAAUCACCACCGCUCUCAUCAUUCCCAUCGCAUUUGUAUGACCGUCGUUAUAACUAUCAUCACGACCAAAGUCAUCAUUAUCCUCAUCGUUACACAUACUAACAAUGCCGUCAUCACUAUCACUCUCACCGCCAUCGUAAUCGCAAUCGCUACGAUCACCGCCACCAACACGGCAACUAAGCACUUGCCCUUACAACCCUUGCCACGACUAUCACAAUCAUUGCCAUCACUACCAUCAUCAUAAAUGGAAGUGCUACCAUUUGCAAGAAAACUACAUCCUCCACUCCCAACUACCAAAAUCCUCACCAUCAUCACCAACACUACUCACACAUCCCUGUCACCCACCGUGAUCUGCGCUACAUUUCCACCCUCAACGCCACCAACACCACCACCACCAUCAUCACUACCACCGCAAUCAUAUCCAUCGCCACAACUCGCACAAACGCCAACGUAACCACAGUCAUCCUCGCCACUGUCAACGCAUCAGCCGUCGCCAGGUACCAACCUCGCCAUCAUUACCACAACCACCACCACCACCACCGCGAGCAGCAGCAGCAGCAGCAGCAGAGCGAUGAGCAACCAACAGUCAGCGCUGAAGGAAGAGUGCGACUCGUAGGGACGGAUCGACCUUUCCCGUCUGCAUGGCCGAGUGAGGUGUUUUCUGGGUUUGUCAUAGAUUUGCAUUGAGAGUACUGUGUUAAUAACAUGAGCACAGCGGUGUGAACAAUAAUCGAUACAACAACAGCAGCGGCAGCAACAGGAGGUCGUCACGUGAAGUCAAAGAUGACCACCGGUGCCCACAGGGGGGUUUUGUUCUGUUGUUGUUACGAGUAAUCUUGUAUCACGAGUGCUGAAACGUCGCAAGUGAAACGCGAGAAGACAAGAGACAGAACGCGACAAAAUAAAACUUGAAAGUGUAACUAUUGCAUAGCUUCUAACGGUCGUGCUGCUAUGAGAAAGCAGCUUCCCCCCCCUCCCCCCACGUGAUGCGGUUGUUUCGGGUUGUACCGCGUGUUGUUCGGCAAAGGUGUACCGACGUUUCGCACCACUUACGUGCUGGGAAGAAUCAGUUCGUGAACGAGCUAAACUACUGAGUCGAUCAAUCGGCAUCGUGCUCGGCAAGGUGGCAGAGACCUCAGGUGGCGCCUCUGGGCUGACGGAACCAGGGUUGGUGGAACCAGGGUUGGUGGAACCAGGGAUCGUGCACCUGGGCUGGCGGAACCAGGGUUGGUGGAACCGGGGAUUGCGCGUCUGGGCUGGCGGAACCAGAGUUGGUGGAACCGGGGAUCGCGCAUCUGGGCUGGCGGAACCAGGGUUGGUGGAACCGGGGAUCGCGCGUCUGGGCUGGCGGAACCAGGGUUGGUGGAACCGGGGAUCGCGCAUCUGGGCUGGCGGAACCAGGGUUGGUGGAACCGGGGAUUGCGCGUCUGGGCCGGGCGCGUGCGAACAGUGAAGGGCGCGAGUCAAGCACGGGCCACGUGCGAGUUGAUCCGGACCCAUACCGGACAUCUGUGAAGAAGAAAAAAAAAGAGCUUCAUUAGCUCAUCGGAUUCUUCCUGCAGUCUAAAUAAAGAUUCUGAGCGAGCGGACGAACGCCUCUCACCAAUGAAGGAACCUUUGCACUGACCGACUGCUUCUAAACAUUCCGGGCGCUUAAACGAAGCUCCGUGAUUCUCGAGACUCGGCGCGGCAAGGCCAUCAUUGGCCCUUCUUGCUCGUGUGUGCGUGUAUGUAUAUACAUACACACACGCACGCUUAGUAUAUAUACACACACACAAAUAAAACCCCGGGGUGUGUUGUACAUAUACAGUAAUGCUGCUAGGUUAAUUUACAUCUAGCGAAGAGAAAGUGCCGGAGAAGACAUAAUUACGGAUCGAUGUGUGGAUAUGUAGCUGUAAAUGUCCCCACAAUUCCACUCCCUGCCCCCCAAAACCUCCAACUCCCCCCCACCGGGCCCUUACCUCCGUGUUUGUUAUAUUGAUCUCAGACGUCGCCUGCAUGUAAUAGCUGUUUGUAGACUUGUUCAAUAUUAUUAAAUGGUGGCCGCUUUGUGUGCCGUGACGAUAAUCCUCCUCCACGCGACGUUGUCGACGAUCGAUCGCCUAAAGGUUUUUUUUUUUUGUGUAUGCGGUGCGCAACCAAAAAAAAACAAGAAAAAAAGAAACUGCGAUGCGGCCGUGGCCGCGUCCGCGGCCGCGUAACGGGGAGUGGCGGGGGACGAGGAAACCAGCGCCGAUACGGCGUGUUGGUGGGGAGGGGGGAGUGGAGUCUCUUCACGUCGGUCGCGUUAGGACAGCGCGUUGUGUUGAAGACGCGUGCGUCUCGCGUGCGAAACCAGGGGGGGUCGCGUGGGCCGAAUGAAAGCACCAGACGUUCGCCACCGAAGCGACGUUCGACGUCUACACAGCGCGUGUGCCAGGCUAGGUGCACCGUGAGGCGCUUUGCUGCAUGCACAACCACAGACAUGUACCACGCCGCGCUCGCGAACUGAGGGCGCCGCGUAAGGGCCAAUCGCGGCCCGGCGGUGGCGCGCUCGCCACCUGUUGGGGUCUUGGGGACCUUCGCGGUUUUAACCAAGCGGCCGCCCCAGCUCAUUGCUCGCGGGUGGAAUAAAUCGCAACGCGUGCCGUCUGCCUCGCGGCGGGACGUUCAAGGAAGACUUUGCACGGCGUCAUUCGCAAGAGUGGGCCAUUGUUUUUUUUUGCCGUGAAGGUCCAAAUUUGGCAAAAAAAUUCGAAAAGUGACCCCACAAAUUACUCAAUUACCAGGAUUAUACCGAUAAAUAGGAACCCCCUCCCAACUAGAAGACGAAUGCCCCAGGUCACUCUUGAAAAUUAGACUGAUAGUUUAUUGAGUUCUCACCUAUUAAUAGAAAAUAAACUUGAAGCAUAUUUGCAGUAACAUGCACACGCGCAGAUGUAACGCUGCUUAUCGUGUGCAUACGGUACUUGUGUUGUGCAUACGGUACUUGAAGUGAGUAUACAGUACUUGUUGUAUGUAUACAGUACUCGUAUGUAUAAAGUACUUGAAGGAAGGAAGACUCGAUGUGAAAUUAAAAUUACGCUCUUGUGUAGAAUGAUCGCGGCCUAACAACUUCGCGGUGUAUAGAUUGUAUGUAUGUACAUUUCAAGUUGAAAUAAAUUAUGUUUUUUUUUCCCUUCCCGAUAUAAAAAAAACCCGAAAAGUCA